Amborella trichopoda is the source of this 1777-nucleotide messenger RNA. Its product is annotated as kinetochore protein NUF2 homolog. The record is from RefSeq and is a predicted model, not a curated record. NCBI's taxonomy places the organism in Eukaryota, Viridiplantae, Streptophyta, Magnoliopsida, Amborellales, Amborellaceae. Gene Ontology annotation, cellular component: kinetochore; Ndc80 complex.
CUGACGGCGCCUUUCCCUAUUUGAAAACCCCUGUUUUUCCUGCCCGUUCGAGCGGGAAACCCAUAAACCAGUCCCCCCUCCUCUCUCUCUCUCUCUCUCUUCCUGUUCUCUCUCUCUCUUCCUGUUGACAUCCUUCUCUCUCUCUAAGGAGUGACGAAACAUGGCGGAAUACUCAUUCCCAGUCCUUAAGACAAAGGACAUCGCCGCCAUUCUCUCUCAAUUUGAGAUUGCAGGUAUCUCCCAUGACCAACUCGAGAGGCCCUCUCCCGAGUUUGUUUGCAGCCUCUUUGACGCAUUCUUGAAAUAUCUCGAUCCCGAAAGAGAUGAUCCAGGAUCAGCCUCUUUCGCUGCCCUCGAGGUAUUGGAGAAUCCAGAGCAUCACACUCAGUCAGUUCUAGUGGUGAAUUUGUACUGCAAAUUAAAGGAUGUUCUCUCGAGGAUUGGGGUCGAUGGUUUCUUAUUCAACGACUUGGUAAUACCAGAAUCGAAUAAAACUGUGUACUUCGUCAGUGGUCUUAUCAAUUUCUGCUUAUAUAGAGAGGACAAAAUAGGUCUUAUAGACCCUGUUAUCAAUAAUGACUAUGCGGCAUCUCUAGAAAAGUUGGAGAUGAAGUUAGCUGAGAAGAAGAAUGAGCUUUUGGAAAUUGAGGGUGCUAGGAAAGCUGAGGAGCCUAUGGUUAAUCAGUUAGAACCUGAAGUCAAGGAGUUGAAGCGGACCGUUCUUAAUCUGAAUGAGCAGCAAGCAUCAUUGAAGGCCACGCAUAGGAACCUUAGAGAGAAAUUAAAAGAAAUUGAUGAAAAGAUCUCAAGUGCCGAGUUCCAAUUAGCAAAGCAUGCUCAAGAAAAUUCAGAAUUGCGAUCUAAAAUUGUUCAAUCGCCAGAGAAGCUACAGAAAACACUAGAGGAAAAGAAAUCCGUUCGAGUUGAAAUGAAGAGUUGUGAAAAUUCUGCAAUCCAAACUUUUCAAAGGUGGAGGGCUACUAUGAAUUUGUACAAACAGGCUUGCAAAAAGUUAUCGAAGAGUUUGGACUUGAUGCGAUCUAUACAAGAACAGGUGGAAUCUAUCAAACAUGUUGAGAAACAAAGAAAAACACUUCAAGUUAAACUAAAGGAUGCAGAGCUCGAGGACUUGGUUCUUGAAGCAAAAAGUGUUGAACUUCAAGGGAAAGUGGAACAAGCAGAUAAGUUGACACUGGCAGUGGAGCAAGAGAAAGCAUUGAAAUGUGCCGAGGCUGAUAGAAUGCUUAGUGCCAUCAAGUCAGAGAUGGGAGCCAAGUUGCACGAGCUCGAAUUGAUGGAAAAAAACUUACAAGCCACAAUGGUAGAGGCAAAUAAUGACAUGUUGAAUAUUAGUGAAGUAAGAAAAUCUGGAGAGGCAUUGCUAGAGAAACUUGGUAGAAAAUUUGAAGAACUUGUGAAUGAGUUUAACUGUUAUUGGAGACCUAUUGAUGUGAUAUUGGAACAGCUAAACGGAGAUCCAGUAGUGUAUGGUGUUUCUAUAUGAUGAGGAUGGAUCUUGUCAAGGAUUCUGGUAUGGAUGAUGCUGAAUUAUCAAUGUUGUAGCCAUUAAAUGUCUUUUUAAGAGACUUCUUCGCCACUUUUUGUGCGAUUAGAGGCUGUUAAUGAUAGCAAGGAUUAAAAGGUUAAUUUGUAACUUAUUGGGACAUUCCAAACAUCUUCUUUGUUUUUGUAUCAGAUUAGUGGUUUAGACCGAACAAUUAAUGUAUUAUUGUUACUUAAUAUUGUAAAAAAAUUGUUUUGCUUGAUUUAAAGGACA